AUGAAGCAUAAACCGUUUCUGGGUGUUUCUGAUUCUGAGGAAACUGCUUCUGGUUUGUAUAUUGUUGAGAGUUGGCAAAGCAAAGUCUUGGGGUUGGUUUGUGAUCCUUUGAGGCAUUUCUAUGCCACUACUUUAGCUUAUCCAUUCUUAAAAGAUUCAUCUUUGACACUGUCAUGGUUGAACAGUAAAGUUGGGGUUUUGUUUCCCAUAGACCAAUAUACCCCUAGAAAGGAUGACAUAUUACAUUUGUGCGAUGUGCUAGUGGGGCAUGUUUUGGUACUUCAGUUUUGUUGGUCGAGCCAUGCUUUCAGUAAACUAGCUUUGUGUGAUCAUAGUAGAUUCUCGAAGUUGUUGGGGGCUUGGCUUUGUUGUGUUUCAUUUGUGGCAGCUAAUCAUCUGUUCCGCGCCUACCAAACCAAAACCAUGGUGGAAGAUGGUGAUGAGGUUGCAGUUGAUGCACGUUCCACAGAAGACUGGUUGUUGCAUGCACAGGAACUUGUUCCUAUUGUCCUUGAUAAGGCUAGAGAGGUUAAGGGAUUUGCUGGUAGAUGGAAGAUGAUCAUUGCAAAAUUGGAACAGAUCCCGUCGCGAUUAUCAGAUUUGUCAAGCCAUCCAUGCUUCUCAAAGAAUGCUCUAUGCAAGGAGCAGUUGCAGGCUGUGUCAAAGACGCUUGGGGAAGCGAUUGAAUUAGCUGAGUUGUGUAUGAAUGAGAAGUAUGAGGGUAAGCUUCGGAUGCAGAGUGAUCUAGAUGCAUUGGCUGGGAAGCUCGAUUUGAAUUUGAGGGAUUGUGGGCUUUUGAUCAAGACUGGUGUGCUUGGUGAGGCUACUUUACCAUUAGCUGUGUCUAGCUCUGUGGCAGAAUCAGAUGUUGCAACACACAGCAACAUAAGGGAAUUGCUGGCACGUCUUCAGAUCGGGCACUUGGAAGCGAAGCACCGAGCUCUAGACAGCAUUGUUGAGGCCAUGAAGGAAGAUGAGAAAAAUGUUUUAGCUGCUCUUGGUCGAAGCAACAUUUCUGCUUUGGUUCAAUUGCUUACAGCUACCUCUCCCAGGAUAAGAGAGAAAACAGUUACUGUUAUAUGCUCACUUGCGGAGUCUGGUAGUUGCGAAAAUUGGCUAGUUUCUGAGGGAGUUUUGCCACCUCUAAUAAGGCUUGUUGAAUCUGGCAGUGCAGUUGGGAAGGAGAAGGCAACUAUAUCCCUCCAGAGGUUGUCUAUGUCAGCCGAAACAGCCCGGGCGAUCGUGGGGCAUGGUGGGGUUCGUCCAUUGGUUGAACUUUGUCAAACUGGGGAUUCUGUAUCACAGGCUGCGGCUGCUUGUACUCUGAAGAACAUAUCAGCUGUGCCAGAGGUGAGACAAACUUUGGCCGAAGAAGGAAUCGUGAGGAUUAUGAUCAAUCUACUUAACUGUGGAAUACUGUUAGGUUCCAAAGAGCAUGCUGCAGAAUGUUUGCAAAAUCUCACUGCAAGCAAUGAGAAUCUAAGGAGGAGUGUCAUAUCAGAAGGUGGUGUUAGGAGUCUUCUGGCUUAUCUUGAUGGUCCACUUCCUCAAGAAUCCGCGGUUGGAGCAUUGCGGAAUUUGGUGGGAUCCGUCCCUGAGGAAUCCUUGGUCUCCCUUGGUUUGAUCCCCCGAUUGGUUCACGUGUUGAAGUCAGGAUCCUCGGGUGCUCAGCAAGCUGCGGUGGCCGCAAUAUGCCGAGUUUGCAACUCCACAGACAUGAAGAAAAUGGUUGGUGAAGCUGGCUGCAUCCCUCUCCUUGUGAAGAUGCUUGAGGCCAAGUCAAAUAGUGGUAGAGAGGUUGCUGCUCAAGCAAUUGCAAGCUUGAUGGUUGUGUCUCAGAAUAGGAGAGAAGUUAAGAAGGAUGAUAAAAGUGUGCCAAACUUGGUUCAGUUGCUUGAUCCAAGUCCUCAGAACACUGCAAAAAAAUAUGCAGUCACUUGCCUUGGAUCACUUUCUUCAAGUAAGAAAUGUAAGAAACUAAUGAUCUCAUAUGGCGCAAUUGGGUAUCUGAAGAAACUUACUGAGAUGGACAUUCCAGGAGCUAAAAAGCUACAUGAACGGUUGGAAAGAGGGAAAUUAAGAAGUUUGUUUAGCAAGAAAUAA
Molecule: messenger RNA, 2103 nt
Organism: Sphenostylis stenocarpa
Lineage: Eukaryota; Viridiplantae; Streptophyta; Magnoliopsida; Fabales; Fabaceae
Source: the annotation of a GenBank genome assembly